Messenger RNA from Gasterosteus aculeatus aculeatus (three-spined stickleback), 4179 nucleotides. It is a transcript of the gene rapsn, whose product is annotated as receptor-associated protein of the synapse, 43kD. Gene Ontology annotation, biological process: positive regulation of neuromuscular synaptic transmission; synaptic transmission, cholinergic. The record is from RefSeq and is a predicted model, not a curated record. NCBI's taxonomy places the organism in Eukaryota, Metazoa, Chordata, Actinopteri, Perciformes, Gasterosteidae. Gene Ontology annotation, cellular component: neuromuscular junction; plasma membrane. Gene Ontology annotation, molecular function: protein-membrane adaptor activity; acetylcholine receptor binding.
CAUUAACUCCCCCAUUAAUACUGUGUUUAUCAUCAGGGAUUUAGAUCUUUCAUUCUUGCAAUCAUGCAACCAUGCAUUUGUAACUGUCUUUAUCUUUGGAUUGUUAGUACAUCUCGUGAAUGCCGAGGUGGUAAAGAUGUCUGUUUUGUCCUUGGGGGGGCGGGACGGGGGAGUUGACGGAGAGAAAGCUACUACAGAGAAGGCAAAACUUUGAUCCCAUUGAUGUGUUGCAGGAGGCUGUGCAGCUGAAACCCAAGACCAGUAACAUGUCAGACUUUGUGAACUAUUCUAAGCAUCGCUUGCUGACGCCAAGAUGAGGGAGGGGGGGCACAUGUGCGCCUCCAUAAGAGCUCCCAAUUAGAACAGAGCACCGUCUGACUUGCAGUCCCAUUAUUGAGGCAAUAAUGUCGUUAAUAGCGGCUCACUGCCCCACGUGGGACCCGGCUCAGAUCACUUUGCGGAUGUGUUUUUAAUGCUCAGGGGGGUUGUGAUGUAAGUGAGGGAGGUUUAGUGCGAAGGUAGAUCGCUAGGAGCUGGAGUGACCUUGGGUCUGCUUGUUGAGGGCAGGACAGAAUUCCGGAAGGGACACGUGGUCCGGAGUGACAAGGCCAUCUGCUGUAGCGCCAGCAGUAGCGAGAAGGUGGAGGGGGGGGGGGGGUGGAGAAUUCCUUUCGCUGGGGCGUGGAGGGAGAAGAUAUUCUGGGAUAUCACUGCUAGCACUCGGUCUGGAAACCUUUUUUUCUUUGGCAUUUUUCAAGCGCGAAACUGCCGGAGAAUAUUUGAUGGUGAGGCGGGAUCAUUGCGGGUUUAAAUGGGGAAGGUGUUUUCAUUUAUUUUUCCGGCCUUGCCGCGCUCCUAGAAGCGACUGGUGAUAAUGGUCUUGGUGUGUUGCCGUUUUAUUUUGGCGGAUUCAGUUUCCUCCCCAUCUCAGCACAGCCGGAGCUGAGGGAGCAGGAUCUGGUAGGCCGUCUGGCAGCGACCCUGUGGAGGAUCAUCUUGAAGGGAUUUUCUUGGGAGUUGUUCAGCGCAUGGCGAGGAUCUACUUUCUUGCCGCCUCACCGAAAUCGCAUGGCCUAAACGAAUGAAUACUUUUAUGAGGCGCCUUGCACCAGAGAUGGGCCAGGACCAAACCAAGCAGCAGAUCGAGAAGGGCCUGAGGUUGUAUCAGUCCAAUCAGACGGACAAAGCCCUGCAUGUCUGGACUAAAGUGCUGGAGAAGACCUCAGAUCCUGGAGGGAAGUUCCGGGUGUUAGGGUGCCUGAUUACGGCUCACUCGGAAAUGGGAAAAUACAAAGAUAUGCUUAAGUACGCUCUGGAUCAAAUCGACACGGCCAGAGAAAUGGAGGACCCAGACUACCUCACAGAGGGCUACCUGAACUUGGCGCGCAGCAAUGAGAAGCUGUGCGACUUCCAGAAAACGGUGUCCUACUGUAAGACCUGCUUGAACAUGCAGGGCACCACGGUCAGCCUGCAGCUCAACGGCCAGGUAUGUCUCAGCAUGGGCAACGCCUUCCUGGGCCUCAGCGUCUUCCAGAAGGCCUUGGAGAGCUACGAGAAGGCCCUGCGCUACGCACACAACAACGACGACAAGAUGCUGGAGUGCAGAGUCUGCUGCAGCCUGGGGAACAUUUACGUCCACCUUAAGGACUAUGAGAAAGCGCUGUUCUUCCCGUGUAAAGCAGCUGAGCUUGUCAAUGACUACGGGAAGGGUUGGAGCCUGAAGUAUCGAGCCAUGAGCCAGUACCACAUGUCCGUCGCCUACAGGAAGCUGGAGCGCCUGCCGGACGCCAUGGAGUGCUGCGAGGAAUCGAUGAAGAUUGCCCUGCAGCACAGUGACCGUCCUCUGCAGGCUCUGUGCUUACUGAACUUUGCAGACAUACACCGCUGCAGGCGGGACGCUGAUAAAGCAUUCCCUCGCUACGAGUCUGCACUGGGUAUCAUGACUGAGAUUGGAAACCGUCUCGGACAAUCUCAUGUCUACCUGGGAGUUGCAAAGUGUUGGCUUCUGCAGAAAGAAUUUGACAAGGCUCUUGAUUCUUUACAGCGAGCACAGGAGUUGGCAGAUGGGAUGGGAAACAAGCUGUCUACGCUGAAGGUGCACUGCCUGAGUGAGGGGAUUUAUCGUGCCCGGGGGCAGCAGGAGGAGCUCAGGGAGCAGGUGGUGAAGUUCCUGCAGUGUGUGGAGGAGCUGGAGCUCUACUGCGGCAUGUGUGGAGAGUCCAUCGGGGACAGGGACCAAAAGCUGCAGGCCUUACCUUGUUCCCACAUUUUCCAUCUCAAGUGUCUGCAGACAAACGGCACCAAGGGUUGUCCGAAAUGUUUCAAGUCCUCGUUGAAGCCUGGAUUUGUGUGAUGGCGAGCCGGCGUUUGUGCGUUGGAUGUGCAGACGAAGCGCGAAGCCUCGCAGGCUCCUGACCGGGAGGAGCAGGCGGCCUCGGGAGGUGCUGAAGGUGUUUGAGGAGUAACGAUCCGCUGCUCUGUGGAGAGGAUGCUGAACUCAACCCAGUGUCGAAGAGCGCGGCUCUGAGGGCCCGAUGUGAUGUCGGCUGGCGGUGGAGGUACAACUGACUGAUUUCAAUACAAGCCGAAGAAGCACGAACCCACGUCGUCCCCGAGGACUCUUCAUGUUGCAGGAUUUCAUUCUAGUGGAAAAAAGACCAGGUUUGUUGUUCCAGGUCUGAUAAUAUCUUUGACACAACAUCCACUUUCUCUUUAAUCAACAGUUUUUUAUUUUUUUUUGUAUUUAUCAGAGUACAGAGCCAUUUCUGAAUUUAACUGAUUUCAUACACGCUAUAUUUAUAAUUGUACAUACCUUUGUCAUGUUAUUUUUCUUUUAGAGGUUUGAUUUAUUUGAGGUGUUAUUUAAAACCUACAGCUAAAAUCUCUCAACCAUUCAAAAUGUAUCACGUAUUCAUCGAGUUUAAGGAGCCAGAACAACACACAUUGUGUUCCUAGAAAUUCCUUUUCUCUCCAUGUUUAAAACUGACAGCAGCAUAAUAUUGUCGCUAUCUAAGGCGCAUAUUGUUUGAGAAGGAAACCUGUCGGGAAAGGAUCUUCUUUGACCAAUCACACAUCUGACAGAUAACCAUUUAGAGAAGAUACAUUUUAAUGUGGUGCUUUAAAUUUACAGUUGAAUGUAAAUAUAUACCGAAUGGUCAAAUGUAUUGAGAUUAUUUAUUUGCAGAGGCAUUGUAAUCUUAAGGGGGUUUUGAGGGAGAAAGACAAAAAAAAAAAGAAUUAUCCCGUCAGAUAGUGAUGCAUGUUUUUUUUCAUAAUGCAGGAAACAAAGGAUUUCAUCAAACUAUGAAUCCUUGUGGCUGCAUUUUCUUAUUUCAGAAUUGUUUAUUAUAGGAUUAGUUCAUAUUUAGUGGCUUUUACCAUUCAUAUUCCUUAUAUAUUUGUUCAAUAACUUGUUCAAUAUAUUCGAGUAAUGUGAUUUUGGGGGUAAAGCCGGUUAAUUAAUACUGUAAAGGCUUUAUAGAGUUUUUUUUUUUAUAAAGUAGGCUUUCCCUACAAAAGUAAACUCUCCCUUAAAUGUAUCUGUAGUGAGACUAGUUGUAGGUGAUAAAAUUACUCUUUUAAAACAUAGAUGUAGAUGUGGCACACAGAUAACUUCAUUUGAGUGGUAAAAAAAAGUCAACAAUUGCUGUUAAACCUUUUAGUUAUUUCAUUAACAAAGAAAAACAUGUUUUCAAACUUAAGGAAUAUACAUAUUUUAGAUUUGAAACAUUUUUCGCAUGUAGCUUUCUGUCACGCAAGAAGGAUGACCGCAUGAGAAGAGGGAGACCAACACAUUUACUAUUACUGCCCAAUCCUGUUUUCACAAGCUGUGCAUCCAAAUAAUGUUGUUUCACUCUGUUAAUCUGUAGCACAGUCAAUGUAAAACCUCUAAAGCAACGUUUUGUUCUUAGUUCUGGAGUAAAAAUAAGAUUUCACUGUCACUCGUCCACAAUUUAAACUACCUCUGUUUUUCCUCUAAGCUUUCCGCUUCUCAGAGGAAUAAAUGCAGUAAUAAAAUUUAAGUACAUGAGGUGGAAUUAUGUUUUUCUAGACGUGUUGAUAAAACCUUUUAAUGAUCUAGAAUGCAUUGUUAAUAUAUGUAUGCAUCGAGUCAAACCAUGUUACUGUGUCAAAUAUGGAAGCAUUUCAAAAUGGAAAAUAAAGUGCACUGAAAGUAAA